Aspergillus mulundensis is the source of this 966-nucleotide messenger RNA. RefSeq names its product rRNA-binding ribosome biosynthesis protein UTP23. NCBI's taxonomy places the organism in Eukaryota, Fungi, Ascomycota, Eurotiomycetes, Eurotiales, Aspergillaceae. The record is from RefSeq and is a predicted model, not a curated record. Gene Ontology annotation, cellular component: small-subunit processome; nucleolus. The transcript has 3 exons. Bases 1 to 966 code for a protein of 321 amino acids. Gene Ontology annotation, molecular function: small ribosomal subunit rRNA binding.
AUGAGGGCUAAACGUUCAAAGAAGUAUCGCAAGCUUAUGCACCAGUAUGAGCUGGCCUUUGGUUUCCGCGAGCCUUACCAGGUCCUAGUUGACUCGAACUUACUUCGCGCGGUACACUCAUUCAAAAUGGAUUUAAUACCAGCUUUAGAGCGCACAUUACAGGGUCAGGUCAAGCCAUUGUUAACGAAAUGCUCCCUCGCAUCAAUAAUGGCCGGUCAACCCACAAACCCACGAACAAAUAACACCGUUCGUCCCGACUUCCUCCCUCCACCAACAACUGUCCCCCUCCGCCAUUGCUCGCACAACGAAGACUCGACGCCGAUUGACGAAGCAGAAUGUCUCCUCUCCCUCCUCUCGCCGCUUUCCGAGGUUAAGAAGAACAAAGAGCACUAUAUCCUCGCCACAUCCGACCCCCCAGCGAACACGAAGUCAAAUGCGCAGCAAGAGGCAGGGAAGAAGCGCAAGCGGGGCGAUGAUGAGGGCUUUCAGGCUCUGAAACGCGCGCAAGGGCUUAGACGCGGUGCCCGCUCGAUACCAGGUGUGCCGAUUGUGUAUGUGAAGCGGUCGGUUAUGAUUCUGGAGCCCAUGAGCGCGCCAUCUGAGGGGAUCAGGGAUGGCGUGGAGGAGGAUAAGCUUCGGACUGGGCUGGCUGAUCGAGAUGCGCGAAAGAAGGAGGGUGCAGAUAGCGGGGAGAAAAAGAAGAAGAGAGAGUUGAAGAAGCCGAAGGCGCCGAAUCCGCUGAGUGUCAAGAAACCGAAGAAGAGAGCAGAUGAGAAGCCCGGGGCGAAGAGGGAGCGGACGGGUGAUGAGGUUGACAAGCGGGAUUUUGAGAAGGCGGCAGAAGACGGAGAGGCUGCACCGAAGGCAAAGAGGAGACGGCGACACAAAGGCGCAAGGCAGGUUGAGACUGGUGAAGAUGGGAACGAGGCGACACCCACUGCUCCCGUUGAAGCGACGGCUGACUAG